Molecule: messenger RNA, 2117 nt
Organism: Grammomys surdaster
Lineage: Eukaryota; Metazoa; Chordata; Mammalia; Rodentia; Muridae
Product: zinc finger protein 54-like
Exons: 3
Coding region: 64-1980 (638 amino acids)
Biological process (GO): regulation of transcription by RNA polymerase II
Molecular function (GO): DNA-binding transcription factor activity; RNA polymerase II cis-regulatory region sequence-specific DNA binding
Source: RefSeq, a predicted model, not a curated record
AAAGAGCCACUAGGCAACUUUUUAUUCUUCAAAGAGAAAACCAAAGAAGAGACCCAGAAAAAAAUGGCUGAAUCUCCAGGAAACAUGCCUCAGCGUCUGUUGACAUUCCGAGAUGUGGUUGUGGACUUCUCCCAGGAGGAGUGGAAACGCCUGGACUCUGCUCAGAGGGCUUUGUACAUUGAUGUGAUGGUGGAGAACUAUAGGAACCUGGUGUCUGUGGAGAAGUAUUCUAGACGUCGUACUGUCCGUCAACAGGUGAGGACUGAAAAGGAGUCCUGUCAGUCUAAUGAGCUUGGUGAACUGCUUCAUGAGCCCUCCAACUCUGCACUUUAUAAAAGACGUGACACUACAGAAACCUCUAAUAACCACAGGAGCUGUGAGGACAGGGAUGCCUCUGUUGACUUAUCAAACCUAGAUAGACGUAACAGCACGCACACUGGAGAAGAACCUUGCGAAUCUAGAGACUGUGAGAAAUCUUCCAGUUUGUGUUCCAGCAUUGCUCAAGAUCAGAGAACAAACAGUGCAAACAAAGAACAGAGACAGGAGAAACAUGAUGGCCGUUUCAGGUCUACACACAGUCUCAUACGACAAAUAAUCUACAUUAAAGAGAAACGACACCAGUGUGGCCAAUGCAGGAAAUGCUUCAGUACCUCCGCAAAUCUCACUAUACACCAGAGAAUUCACACUGGAGAGAAACCCUACAAGUGCAACUUUUGUGACAAAGCCUUUGCCCAGUGUACAACUCUUAAAACACACCAACGCCUUCAUACUGGGGAGAAACCUUACAAAUGCAAAGAAUGUGGAAAGUCAUUUCCUCAGUUGUCAGCACUUAAAAGCCAUCAGAAAUUACAUACUGGAGAGAAGCCUUACAAAUGUAAGGAGUGUAACAGAUCCUUUGCCCACUGUUCCAGUUUCAGGAGACAUCAGAAAACCCAUAGAGCUAAGAAACAUACUGGUCCAGAUUGUGGUAAAGACUUACAUCAGCCUUCACACUCUAAAAGCCAUCAAAGACUCCAUACUGGAGAGAAAUCUUACAAAUGCAGUGAGUGUGACAGAUCCUUUACCCGCUAUGAAUUAUUUAGAAUUCAUCAGAAAACUCAUUCUUCAGAAAUAGAUUAUGAAUGCGAAGAAUGUGGUAAGUCCUUUAUUGAAUUAUCAGAACUUAGAAAGCAUUACAAAAUCCAUUCUGGUGCAGAAGUUUACAAAUGUAGAGAAUGUGAAAAAUCCUUUACCCAGUACUCAGAUCUUCAAAGACAUCAGACGAUUCAUACUGGAGAGAGACCUUACAAAUGUAAGGAAUGUGACAAAUCCUUUCUUCAUAAGUCACUUCUUAGAAGACAUCAGACUGUUCAUACUGGAGAGAAACCUUAUAAAUGUAAGGAAUGUGACAAAUCUUUUACUAGAAACUCAAUUCUUAGACAACAUCAGAAAGUUCAUACUAAAGAGCAGCCUUACAAAUGUGUAGAAUGUGGCAAGUCCUUUACCCAGCUCACGUAUCUAAGAACACAUGAGAGAGUUCAUACUAAUGAGAAACCUUACAAUUGUACCGUAUGUGACAAAUCCUUUACUACAGGUGCAACUCUUAGAAUACAUCAGAGAGUUCAUACUGGAGAAAGACCAUACAGAUGUACGGAAUGUGGCAAAUCUUUUCGUGAAGGCACAACUCUCAGAGCACAUAAGAAAAUUCAUACUGGAGAGAAACCUUACAAAUGUAAGGAAUGUGGCAAAUCUUUUCUCAGGUACUCACAUCUUCAAAGACAUCAGAGAGUUCAUACAGGAGAGAAACCUUACAAAUGUAAGGAAUGUGACAAAUCUUUUACUGAGAGCGUUCUUCUUAGAAAGCAUCAAAAAAUUCAUACUGGAGAGAAACCUUACAAAUGCAAAGACUGUGACAGAUCCUUUAUGUGUAUUUCGAAUCUUAUAAGACAUCAGAAAACUCAUACAGAAGAAAAACAUACUGUUGUAAGUAACGUGACAUAAUGUUUAUUUGGUGUUCCCUGCUUACAAAUCACAAACUUGUUCACAAAUAUAACAAGCUUGUGAAAUCCUUUAAUAAAGACUGAAAUGUUUUAAAAAUGUAACAAAGGUUAUAUUAAAAUAAAAUUCUGUAAAUGUAA